GGGCAGGGGGGAGCUGCCGCCCGUUACCGAGGCCGUGACUGCAGAGGUCCGAGCACCCGUGAGCAUCGGUGAGGUCAGGAUAAACGUGAUACCUGUUAACAGAGGACACCUGGAGAUUAAGUGAUCCAACACGUCUCAUCCAUCUCCAGCUGCCAUGAUCCUGGAUCACAGAACAAUACAAUACAUCAAUUCCUCACAAUGACAGAACAAGCAGUUGCUGUUGCUGGAGGUAUAAUAGGAGGGAUCCUUUUAUUUGUUCUCAUUGGAAUAACUGCAUACCUGCUCUGGAAGAAAUUGUGUUGGUUCCAUUCUUAUGAAAAGCUCACCGGUGCUGUCAAAAUGACAAAUGCAAAUGCUAUUUUUCAGGAUCAGCCUGAAAUUCAGCUAAAAAGCACAAGAUCCAGAAGCAUUCCAUUUAUCAUUCCACCAACACUGCAUGAGCAAGACUGGAUUAAUCUGACGAAUGAAGAACACAUUCAGGAAGACAGUGACCCCCACAUGAUUCCUCAGUCUGGGCCCCGGUCAUCAUUUCAUUCUUUGGCUGGAGCUUACGUUGUAGGGACCAUUAACCCAGAGCUGUACAAAUUUCCUGAAGACCAAAGUGAGACAGAUUUUCCUGAAGGGAACAUUGGCCGCCUCUGGUUCUCCAUAGAGUAUGAUCAAGAGUCAGAAAGACUUCUCGUCUCCUUGAUCAAAGUCAGGAAACUGCAGCCUCCUGCUGCUGAUUCCUGUAGUCCGUUUGUGAAGAUCUACCUGCUGCCUGAUGAAAGAAGCUACUUGCAGUCCAAAAUGAAACGCAAAACCCUUAACCCGCAGUUUGAUGAAAACUUUGUUUUUCAGGUUUCCAGUAAAAUGUUGUUCCAACGGACUCUGAAGUUUUUGGUUUAUCAUGUUGAUAAACAGAAGAAACAUCAUCUCCUAGGCCAAGUUAUCUUCCCACUGAAAAAUGAAAUACUAACUGAUGACAACAAGCUAAUCAUAUGGAGAGAUCUGGAGAAGGAAAGCUUGGAGCCUCCUUCAGAGUAUGGUGAUAUCCAGUUCUCCCUCAGCUACAAUGACUACCUAGGCCGUCUCACUGUAGUGGUUCUGAGGGCAAGAGGGUUAAAGUUCCAGGAGGAGAGCCAUGCUAUCAGUGUGUAUGUCAAAGUCUCGCUAAUGAACCAUAAUAAAUUCAUCAAAAGCAAAAAGACAGCAGCUGUCCUGGGAUCUCCCAAUCCAGUGUAUAAUGAAACCUUCAGUUUCAAGGCAGAUCAGACAGAGCUGGAUACAGCAAGCCUAAAUCUAUCUGUGCUCCAGAGUAUCAAGGGUGAAAAAACACAUCUACUAGGACAUGUAGUAGUUGGGCCUUUCAUGUACACCCGUGGCAAAGAACUAGAACACUGGAAUGAAAUGAUCAGCAAGCCCAAGGAGCUGGUUAAGCGAUGGCAUGUUCUUCGCCACAGCACAUAACAGCAUGGAUAAGAAACCCCCAACUAACCUUAAAAUGGAAAAGCUCUCACCAGUAUCUUUCAUAAUCCAAAGGGUACAAAAAUCUUUGACCAUUUUACGCUCUGAAGUAGACAAGAAUAAAACAAGUAAAUUCUUUCCUUGCCCAAAUGCAAAUAGAAGACUUGGUCCCU
This is a messenger RNA of Melopsittacus undulatus (budgerigar), 1619 nucleotides long. RefSeq names its product synaptotagmin 15 (gene SYT15). Bases 199 to 1449 code for a protein of 416 amino acids. The transcript is spliced from 9 exons. NCBI's taxonomy places the organism in Eukaryota, Metazoa, Chordata, Aves, Psittaciformes, Psittaculidae. Gene Ontology annotation, biological process: calcium ion-regulated exocytosis of neurotransmitter; synaptic vesicle endocytosis; cellular response to calcium ion. The record is from RefSeq and is a predicted model, not a curated record. Gene Ontology annotation, molecular function: syntaxin binding; calcium ion binding; calcium-dependent phospholipid binding. Gene Ontology annotation, cellular component: exocytic vesicle; plasma membrane.